Molecule: messenger RNA, 1074 nt
Organism: Triticum dicoccoides
Lineage: Eukaryota; Viridiplantae; Streptophyta; Magnoliopsida; Poales; Poaceae
Exons: 2
Coding region: 2-850 (282 amino acids)
Source: RefSeq, a predicted model, not a curated record
GAUGAUGGGCGCAGCGAGGAAGAUGGCGACGGUGGUCGUCUUUGGCCUGCUUAUCACCACUGUCUCUGCAGGAAGAGUGAGUAUGCUCUCCUCUCCAACAUCCGCUGAGCAUCUGGGACGCUCCUCACUUGCCUCGGCCACCACUUCCUCAAGCAGACCAAAAGAAUCUACAGUUCGUAUUGAUUCUGUGGUUGGCUGCAGUCCAAAGGAAGUGGCAAGAGAACUGGUAAUCAAUUGCCGCGAGCCUGUCAACGCUCCAAUGCCAAUUGAGGCUUGCUGUGCGGUCGCUGUCGGCACUGUUGGAAGGCCCUCGUGCUACUGCUUGGUCAAGGAGGAGGCUGCCUUUGGGAUGUCGCCGCUUUUCAACAUCAGCAACAUGGCGCAGCUGCUGGCCAGAUGUGGCGCGUCAAUCUACUUAAACAAGUCCCUCAACAACCGAUGCGAUCGGUCAUACGAUGAGAAGGAAACAGCCGAGUGCACAUCGCCUCAGAUGACACCCAGGACAGACAGUUGCAAGACCGCCAAGGUGUCAGGUUAUGUUGCCUGGAUACUGGCCGCUGUGUUGGCUGGGUUCUUGGUUUGCAAGGUAUGUUGCCAACCAGCACCGGCAGCACAAGUUGUGUACAUGCCAGAGAUUCAGUUGGUGAGGCCUAGAGGAAACUGCAAUGAAGACCAGGGACCGAGAGCAUCUGACGCAGGGGCUGGAACCAGUGGUAGUGAUUCAUCUGCUACAAACUCUGAAGAUGGUGAAGAUACCGUUUCGCAUACAAGUCAGGACCUCAUCCUAGAAGGGAAGAGGAACCGCAACCCGAACCCGAGGUUCGUUGGAGGUCCAUGGGUUAAGAAGUGAAUGAUAAAGGCGAAGUAUGCUACUUGAAAUAUGCUGAUGGCUUGCUGUUGACGGAGAAAAUCUUGUCUUGGUACUGAUUGUAUGAUCGAUUUUGGAGUACCAGCGAUACCAUUUUGCUAUGCACAUGGUCUUAGAAUAUUGCUGUAGCUUAAGAUUCCUCCCUUGUUGAGAUAACACAGCGCCUAUGCGUCAUAUUGCAUUCAGGUGGGGAUUUGUGAUUCUCA